GGGGCAGACCGGUACCUGCGAUGCCCAAGAGCUGCGUGGUAUGCGGGGCUGUGAUGAGGAGGGGGAGCGGCAGGAGCUUCCACAGGUUUCCUAAUGACCCUGUGAAGAGAUCAAAAUGGGUUUGUUUAACUGGCCGGGAGCAUUUUAUUCCUAAUAAAGAAACUGUACUGUGUUCAGAUCACUUUGAAGAUCAUUGUUUUGAUCGUACAGGACAAACUAUCAGACUUCGAGAAGAUAGCAUGCCAACACUUUUUGGAGGGAUCAGGAAGCAGCUUGGUGAGCAUGUAACUAAACUGUCUUUGAAGAGACAUUUUAAAGAAGUAGACAGUGCCUCUGUGUGUCAUGAAGGACUGACUGUGAUCUCUGAUCAUUGCUAUGCAUUAGCAUGCCCUGAGACUGCUAAAAAGAAGAUAGCAGAGUUGCAGCGGCAAAAUGAAACGUUAAAGAAAACUAUGAAAUCCAACAUGCAACGAGAACGGAGAUUGGCAAGGAAAUGGAGAGCAACAUGUAAUAUACUGCAAGGACUAAAGUCCCACCAAGGACUUAACCCUAGUAAGGCAGAGGAAGUGUUGGGAAAUAUUUUGAGUAGUAUCUCUAUGGAGUUUCUAGAUGAGAAAAACCCUCCUCUUAAUAUAUGUUGAAAACCAUAUUUAUGUAUAUUUGUAAAUACUUUAAUGUCUCUUGUGUUAUAACUCAGUGGCUUAUUGUAUGUCGUCAUUUUUUAAUAACACAUGAUGAUGUAAAGACGGACUUAGCCCUCACGACUAAUUGAGACUGUCUAAAGAGCUUGAAGAGGAGAUCUGUACAUAAUGUUUUACAUAUUAGU
Messenger RNA from Pelobates fuscus (common spadefoot toad), 826 nucleotides. It is a transcript of the gene THAP2, whose product is annotated as THAP domain containing 2. NCBI's taxonomy places the organism in Eukaryota, Metazoa, Chordata, Amphibia, Anura, Pelobatidae. The transcript has 3 exons. The coding region runs from base 21 to 641 and encodes 206 amino acids. The record is from RefSeq and is a predicted model, not a curated record.